This is a messenger RNA of Stegodyphus dumicola, 911 nucleotides long. Its product is annotated as maleylacetoacetate isomerase-like. NCBI's taxonomy places the organism in Eukaryota, Metazoa, Arthropoda, Arachnida, Araneae, Eresidae. Gene Ontology annotation, molecular function: maleylacetoacetate isomerase activity; glutathione transferase activity. Gene Ontology annotation, cellular component: mitochondrion; cytoplasm. Gene Ontology annotation, biological process: glutathione metabolic process; L-phenylalanine catabolic process. The record is from RefSeq and is a predicted model, not a curated record.
GCGAUAUUAACGCAGUCGUUCACACAAGCGCCUCGCGUCGAAUAUUAAGCUGUCGAUCUGAGCUGAACUCUGCAAAAUGGCGCAAAGUAGACCAAUUCUUUACUCUUAUUUUCGAAGUUCGUGUUCGUGGCGCGUGAGAAUAGCGUUACAUUUGAAAGGAAUUGAUUACGAAUAUAAAGCCGUAAAUUUAUUGAAAGAUGAACAUCACAACGAAGAUUUUUUAAAAUUGAAUCCUGUUGCUGAAGUUCCUGUUCUGUAUCAUGAAGGUAAAGCCAUCAGCCAGUCUGUUGCUAUUAUGGAAUAUCUGGAAGAAGUUGUACCAAACCAUACCCUCCUGCCAAAAGAUCCAGCUGUCAGAGCUGCAGUCCGUGCCGUUGUGAACACAAUAGUUGCUGGAAUACAACCGCUGCAAAACAGGAAAGUACUUGUGCACCUCGGUGAUGCCACUAAAGCAAAUUCUUGGGCCAAGCAUUGGGUGGAACAGGGAUUCAAGGCUGUGGAAAGAAUCCUACAGUCUACGCAUGGACAGUAUUGUUUUGGUGAUGUCAUUACAAUGGCAGACGUGUGUCUUGUUCCUCAAGUUUACAAUGCAAACAGAUUCAAUGUGGAUAUGUCUCAGUUUCCUUUGAUCAGUGAAAUUUCGUCUAGGUUGAGUGACUUAAAAGAAUUCAAAGAUACCCAUCCAACCAGACAACCAGAUUGCCCCGAGGAAUUCAGAAUCUAGAUUUUGCUAUCUAAGCCAGUUUGCAUGUUGAAAUAAGAACUGAAAUACUGUGUCUUGAUGCCACAUAAUUUUGCUAAAAUUCAACGAAUUUUCUUAUUUUUCUAAUUAAUAAAUGUCAUUACGAUAUAGUAUUAUUAAAUGUAAAGAAUUUUAAGGUCAGUAAAGGCAGUGGAUUUGUUACAGUGCA